Molecule: messenger RNA, 178 nt
Organism: Striga hermonthica
Lineage: Eukaryota; Viridiplantae; Streptophyta; Magnoliopsida; Lamiales; Orobanchaceae
Source: the annotation of a GenBank genome assembly
GCUAUAAAGAAGGUCCUCGAGGAUAACUUCCUCUUAAAUGAAGAAAUUCACUCAGAAGCACUUCUAUUUAAGAAUUUGUGGCUUGAUGCCGAAGCUAAACUGUGUUCCAUCAGUUACAAAGCUCGUUUCGACAGAAUGAAGAUCCAGAUGGAGCAGAUUAGAAUGAAGGAGUCACAAG